Messenger RNA from Anopheles darlingi, 1796 nucleotides. RefSeq names its product alpha-taxilin. The record is from RefSeq and is a predicted model, not a curated record. Lineage: Eukaryota; Metazoa; Arthropoda; Insecta; Diptera; Culicidae. Gene Ontology annotation, molecular function: syntaxin binding. The transcript is spliced from 5 exons. The coding region runs from base 279 to 1538 and encodes 419 amino acids.
AUCGAGGCGAUCGUGGUGUUUUCUGCUAUUUUUAACUCCGGGCGAAUACUACACGAAGCAGCGCUUAAGGGAUUCAUUCCGGCUCGAAUAGGUGCUCUCAUUUUCCUUCCGGAUGUGGUGCCGCACACUGCAUCACAGAACUGUGCAACUCUUGAAGAGCUAAAUCAGCCCCGAAGCGAACAAGGAAAAUCAUCCGCUCCAGACCCAGACGGACAAGGAGGACGCUUUAAAAAGGAAGCAUCAGCGGAAGCAGCAGAAAUCGCGGAUUGCAGACGAAGAUGGCAGACGUUGCAACCAAAGCAGUCCCAACAAUGGAAGUAUCCAACGGAGAGCCACGCAGCAAUGCCGAAGCAAAGAAGCUGCUGCGGGAAGAACGGCAACGUGAGGCCAAGAUCGAGGAACAGCUAACAAAAGCACUCAGCGGAAUGACGGUGGAAGAGAAGUAUACCACGGUCUACAAGCGGUUGGUGGAAUCGGAGAAAGAAAACCGGCGGUUACAGGCACUGCACAAGCAGUACGAUCGUACGCUCGAUGCUUCGAAGCGCGAACGGGAAAACCUCAUUCUCGAGCACGACAAGAUGGUCAUGACGAAGACAAAGCUCGAGGCGCUCUGCCGUGAGCUGCAGCGCCAAAACAAAACCAUCAAGGACGACAGCCUCGCCCAGAUACAGCUGGAGGAGGAUCGCCGCAAGGAAACGCAGGAAAAGUUCCAGCAGUCGCUGAACGAGAUACAGCUGGUGAUGAACGAGAACAACGAAAAAAACAUGAAGCUAAAGGAGGAUAAUAUGGAGAUGGCCAAAAAGUUCAAGGUGAUCCUCGAGCAGUACGAAAAGCGGGACCAACAGAUGGACAAGAUGAACAAACAGAUGGAGCUAGUGACGCAGCUGAGCGAUGCCAAGCUGGCCAAAAUGACGAUGGAAUCCAACACACAGAAGGAACAGUUUUUGGCAGAGAAACAGAUUAUGCUGCUGGAGAUACAAUCGACGAAAAAGCAGUUACUUGAGCUGCAGGCAGUCGAGGGCCACUUACGGAGCCAGCUGAACUUGUACUCCGACCGAUACGGCGAGUUCCAGGAUUCGCUCAAAAAGAGCAGAAGCAUUUACGAAGGCUAUCAGGAUGACAUGAAGAAGAUGUCGAAGAAGAUGAAAUUGCUCGAAAAGGAAACCAUGGCGUGGAAAUCGCGAUGGGAAACGAGCAAUGCCACCGUGCAGAAGAUGCUGGACGAUCAGAUCGCUCGCGAGAAGCAGAUGACCAAAACGACGCGGCAACUGUCGCAGCUGCAGAAGCUGUGCCGCACGCUCCAGGCAGAACGUGCCACGUAUCUGGCCGCCUUGAAGGAAGCAAACUUGCCACUGCCAGCCGCAUCCGUCACCGAGGGUGACAUUGCAGAGGAGAAAUCUGACGAAACGACGGAUAGUGCGACCGUCGAGCCACCGGCGAAGGAUAGUCAGGUGAACGGCCAUGAGGUAGCGGUUAGCGAACCGGCAUCGUCGGUACAGGAAGAGAAACCGAUCGUUGCUGGCGCGGUGGAGACGUAGUCGUUAAUGGACCUGCCUGAAACCCACCUCCGCCCAUUGGUCCCAUUUUCUAGUCUCAGCAACAACCGCACUCUUUCUCUCUCUUUCUAUCCGUCGUUCUACUUCAAUCAGCACAAAUUUUCACAUAUUAUCGCGUUUCUUUUUUUAGAUAUUUAUUACACAUUUGUCCUCCCUUUCAAUGUCUGCGUGAUCUUCUCAAUCGAUCGAGUUUUGGUUUUGCCUUACCUCGGUACACUAAGAUAAUAAAAACAUAAAUUC